AAAAAAAAAACAAAAUGGAGUUGAGAAAGCAGCAAAGCAGGAAGUGGAGCUACCUGUUGUAGUUGCGGGUCGGGAAAAGUACCCAUGAGACCAGUGGUUAUACUAGUGAAGAAAACUGUGCCGACUGUGAAAGAACGUUUUUAGAUUCCUCUUCUCUUUCGUUUUUUUUGAAAGAUUAAGUGAAUCUCUUGAAGAUGCAUCGGUUUGACACUUCCGCAUUGAACGUGAUGUGACCUUACUCUUGGAUCAUUUUUGCAGUUUUCCUGGAUUCACGUACUAAUCUUUGAACACUGUAUUCAUCACGGAAACUCUGUGUGGUGAACAGUAGUGGAGUUGUUUGAAAUGUUUGGGGAAUUCUGCUCUCAGUUUUCCUACUCUGAUAGUUGACGAUGAACAUUGAUGGAGACACCAACCAGCUCCCGACAUGGCGCCUGUGGGGGGAGGAGAAAACAGAAGGAGCCGUCUACGCUGUCUACUUGAAGAAAGUGCGCUACCAUGUACCCAGCAAAGCAAUUAGCGACUCUGAAGAUGAUAUAUCUCAUCUGGAGUGGGAAACGGUCCGAGUCCGGCUUAUCAAGGCCGGGACUUUGGAGAAGUUGGUGGAGAGUCUAGCCUCCGACACUGGAGAGCUUGAGUCGACGUACGUCAACGUUUUUCUAGCUACUUACCGUACCUUCAGCACGGCCAACCAAAUACUGGGACUCGUAGCCAAACGAUAUGCGGACCUUAAUCACCCGACCGUCAUGGAAGCCGUGCGUUUGCAGCACAAAAAAACUCUUCGAAGCACUUUGCAUGUCUGGUUGGAUGCAUUCCCGGAAGACUUCCGAGACCCACCCGAUUACCCAUUGCUCAACCAAUUUUUGGCUUUUUGUGAACAACACGCCAAGGACAGUGAACUCCAUUUUAAAGUGAAACACCGAAUGGAACGCUUGAUCAAAAACCCCGAACCAAUCGAUCAAUCCCCAAGCAUCCAGCGUAUUUUGGCUACCAACCCCGAUCUAACUUACAGCGGUAACGACUCGAACGGUGGUAGUUCGGUCAACGGCAUCUGCAACAGCGGUGAUAAUACGGCCGAUGCCAGCCUACACGCCAUCUUUCUCGAACUGCCUGAAAAACACAUGGCCGAACAACUGACCAGACUCGAUACGGAAUUAUUUAAACGAGUCAUACCGCACCAAUGCCUGGGAGCUGUUUGGUCGAGGCGAGAUCGCGACAAGGGCAAAAUCGGAAAGGGCGCUCGCUCCUCCGAGGCUUCAUCCGUUGCGGCUACGGUCGAACAAUUCAAUGCCGUCUCUUACCGCGUCAUCAGUACGAUAUUGGUCGGGUCAACAGAGCCAAAAUCGCAACAAAGGGCUCGAGUUAUAGCCAAGUGGAUUGACGUCGCACAGGAAUUACGGGUUCUCAAGAAUUUCUCAUCGCUGAAGGCCAUCAUAUCGGCGCUACAGUCUAAUCCCAUCUACAGACUCAAACACGUUUGGGCAAACGUUCCCAAGGAGAAAGUAGAAGUAUACGAGGAAUUGGCCAGGAUAUUCAGCGAGGAAAACAAUCAAUCGGCGCAGAGAGAGUUGCUGAUGAAGGAAGGAACGGCCAAGUUCGCUGAAACGGCCGGAGAAAAUGACCGGCAAAUGCAAAAGGUUAUCCAAAAGCAGGCCAGCCACUCCAACCUGAUAAGUCACGGAACCAUUCCUUAUUUGGGAACGUUCUUGACGGAUUUAACGAUGAUUGACACGGCCAUUCCGGACACGACCGCUGAUGGUUUAAUCAAUUUCGACAAAAGAAGAAAGGAAUUUGAAGUUCUUGCGCAAAUCAAAUUGUUGCAAGGGGCAGCUAAUUCAUACCAAAUAGCCACCGACGCCCGUUUCGAACGCUGGUUCGAAUCCCUAAUGGUGCUGGACGAUCGGGAGGCCUACGAAUUGUCUUGCAACCUGGAGCCCUGUAGCUCGGGCCCCAGUUCUGCGCGCAAUAGCGAGAAAUUCCCCCGACGUAAGCCCAAUGGUUACGGCCACCGCAAAAAUGACUCAAUCGCAAGUACGUCGAGCAGCUCUAGCAGUCAGUUCCUUUCAGAACUCGAUGGUGCCAAUAGCGCCAAUCUUUCGCUCGGUGAAAGCUCUGCAUCUCUUGAACAGAAAAUGUUCCACACGCAUUUAUCGUCUUCAUCGAGCAGCUCUUCGCUCCCGUCGUUGGAUGUGUCGGUGAGCAGUAGUGGAGGCGGGACCACGGGACUCAGUGUUGGUACCCAUUCGUCUUCACAGAACGCGACACCAAGUAAAGCUGGCAGUUUGCCUCGCGGAGUGACGCCCCCUUACAGCGUCAGCCCGAUGAGGACGCCGGAUUUUUACGUGAUUCGCGUUUCGAUCGCCACUCCGUCCAAAGAAACGGAGGGUAUCAAUCUCUAUAAGAGCAUCAUGGUCAGCAAUCACGAAAGAAGUCCUCAGGUCAUUCGCAACGCCAUGGUGAAGCACGGUCUUGAGGGUAACCCAGAGGAAUACACACUAGCUCAACUUUUACCCAAAGGAGAAAUGGUUCUGCCCUCCAACGCUAACGUCUACUACGCCAUCAAUACCAGUUGCGAUUUAAAUUUUAUUCUACGACCCAGAGGCGAAUCGGCUCAUCAAAACACUCCUCCCGGGUCGGGUUCCGCUUCCGGUCGCUCCACUCCCACUCGCCUUCGAAUGCGGGACUGCCACAAAGACUCGUCCACCAAGGACACACUGAAAGCACGGAAAAAGAUUCUCUCUCUUGGUUUGUAGAAUGAAUCCAAUCUCCACUUGUAUAUUAAUAUUAUUAUUAUUAUUUUCUGAUCUGAUGAGAUAACGACAGCAGAAGCAGCGAUUUCUCUUUUAUUUUGUUCUAUUCGUCUUCCCUCGUCUGCCCCCUCCUUUUUUUUUAUAUACAUGGUAUACAUCAUUCUAUUUUCAUAAUGUGAUAACGAUGAAUCUUUCAAAGAAUUGUGCGUACUUUAUUGCAAUCAAAAUGUGUUAACUGCAUGCAAUGAUGAUUGUGUCUGUUUGCGUACCUUGUUUGAUAUAUCUAUGACUUAAAAAUGUGUGAAGCAGCACCUGCGUAAAUUACCGCACUAUCUUCCAUCUGCGUGAUCUGGACCAAUUUAAACCCGGGCUCAUUUUGUUCUUUUCUUCUUCCAAAUAUUUGCAUCAUCAACGAAUUCUAAAGCGGCUUUUUACAUGUUACUCGACAAAUUUUGAUUUAUCUUUCUUCAAAGCAGCCCCGUGUUCGAUUUCAAGUGUCCUGUGAGAUUCUGUUAUUUUUUUUUUCCCGCGCAUCUGCAACGAUGUCAAUAAAAUCAUUUACUAUCUA
Daphnia carinata is the source of this 3315-nucleotide messenger RNA. It is a transcript of the gene Rgl, whose product is annotated as ral guanine nucleotide dissociation stimulator-like 1. The record is from RefSeq and is a predicted model, not a curated record. Gene Ontology annotation, cellular component: plasma membrane. The coding region runs from base 390 to 2750 and encodes 786 amino acids. Gene Ontology annotation, molecular function: guanyl-nucleotide exchange factor activity. NCBI's taxonomy places the organism in Eukaryota, Metazoa, Arthropoda, Branchiopoda, Diplostraca, Daphniidae. The transcript is spliced from 9 exons. Gene Ontology annotation, biological process: Ras protein signal transduction; positive regulation of GTPase activity.